AAUUUGAAAAUUGAAAAAUCAUAAUAAAGUGGAGUAUUACAAGUUAUGGUUUAAAUCUGACAACUUGUGAUUAGUGUCCAUGCUGGAAUCCCUAACAGGAAAUGUAUUUUUAAAAUAAAAAUUUGGGUUUGUAAAUUUUUAAUGUAAUUGGUGACUUUUUUUAUUUUAAUUUUUUUACAGAAUUCUUAAAUUGUUUUUAAAGGAUGGUUUGAAAUGGUCAAAAAUAUGAAUUUUUUUCCAUUCUUUUGGGAAUUACAGUAUAUCAUGGAAUUUCCCCAGUAGUAGUUAGGAUGGUUUGAAUCACUUGUGAAAUUGUGUAUUAUUAAAUGUUUUCAUUAAUGUAGGGAUGUUCUCAACUUCUCAGGGACAAUAUGGAAUGCACCCCCCCCCCAAAAAAAAAAAGAAAAAUUAGGGGUCUUGGCAUGGUUUGAAUCUGGAGCAAAUGGGAAUUUAGAAACUAUAUUAAUUUGAUAAUUUGCACAUGGAUGAUUGAAUUACAUCAUAAAUUGGAUUGGCGUACGAUAGGAUUUUGGGAAGUUGGCAUUGUUUGCAUCAUAAGAAAACUGGUGAAGUUGUAAAAAUUUGUUUAUCUGGGUCUGGUAGGGUUCUCCUGGGAGAAUGGAAAUACUCAAAAUAAACAGUUUUUUUUUUUUUUUUGGGUGGGGGGAUCAAUGAUAGGAUUCACAAAAAUUGAUUUAAAAUUAACGUCAUCUAUAACCACCAGAUGGCAUCACAGCUCAGCAUAUUGUAUGUGGAAAAAAACUAUUUUAUACAGGUAAGUGAACAAUAAAUUUACCGAGUGGAUAUUAAUCAUAGUAUGUAUAUGCAUGUACCUUUCCGUUCGCCUAAACAUUAUUUGAGUGAUGUGACAUUUUAAUCAUUUUUUUAUUCAACAGUAUCUAAAAUACUUGAUUUGUGUGUGUAGCUUUCCACAUUUUUUGUAUUCGCCAAGUUGUGUUCACAGAGCAUUUCCACCCGUUUCAGGUGAUCCAAGAAACAAGCCCGCCAUCGCUUCCCUCUCCGGUCAUGUGCGUUCCUUUCCCCCGCAGCAUGUCUCCACUUCCCAUGCAGCCGGGCUCCGUCGUCACCGGCGGCCGGCCAGCAGCUCCACUAAGUCGGUCAAAGAGCGGACUGACUUACUGACUGACUGCCUGUCAGUAGGGGUAAGUGCAACACCGCUGGGAGCUUUGUUCCAGUGUCUGCAUCACAGCACCGAGCCCGAACCGCGGUCUCCUUGCCGGGCUUGGGUUCUUGCCAAAGACCCGCUGACCCACAUUCUUAUCUAACGCGGCGCCGGAGCUAAGCUAACCAGCGAGCCGGCUAGCUUCGGGAAAAGUAGGUUGAUGCUCGCUUCUCUGAAGAUUGACGCGUCGCUUUUGGAAACUUCUUCGUUUCACCGGUACGAGGAAAAUUCAAGUUUUAUCCUCCAAACGCCGUACGAGGGGUGCCUUAGAAAGUUCCCGUUAAACCUAACGAUCAGAUGAAGACUUGGCACGAGAUCUGGACCGCCGCGCCAAGCUGCCGCGACGUGAGGAGGUCAAAGUAAUUUCCCAUGUCGCUGCCAUGUGUCGGGUAUCCGCGCCGAGUCGAGCCCAAGACUUUUCGGCAGCUCUCGACCCGCUGAUCCAGGACGCCGCCAGCGGCCGCGUCUGCCUCAACUCACCGUUUUUCCGCUCUCCUCCUCCUCCUGGUCCUUUCUCCUGACAGGCUCGGCUUUCCUGUCCGUAAGGACCCGAUCUGACAUGGUAACCUUGAAAAGGCUCAAAAUGACCUCAAGCAUCGAUCAGGAUGACGGUAGUAGCAUCUUUGGUUUGAUGGACGACGAUGAAAAGGACAAAGCGAAACGCGUAUCCCGCAAUAAGUCUGAGAAGAAGCGGCGAGAUCACUUCAAUGUCCUCAUCAAGGAGCUGGGAACCAUGUUGCCGGGCAACACCCGUAAGAUGGACAAGUCCACCAUUUUGCAGAAAAGCAUCGACUUCCUGCAGAAACAGCAAGAAAUCUCCGCUCACUCCGAGUCGACGGAGAUCAGGCAGGACUGGAAGCCUCCGUUUCUCAGCAAUGAGGAAUUCACGCAGCUGAUGUUGGAGGCAUUGGACGGCUUCUUCCUCGCCAUCACGACCGACGGGAACAUCAUCUACGCUUCAGAGAGCGUCACGUCACUGCUGGAGCACCUCCCUUGCGAUCUUGUGGAUCAGAACCUAUUGAACUUCCUGCCCAGGGGGGAACACUCAGACAUAUACAAGUUGCUAUCCUCGCACGUCUCCGAGGGCGAGACACUGACGCCCGAAUAUCUGAAGACCAAGAACCAGCUCGAGUUCUGCUGCCACAUGCUGCGAGGGACGAUGGACCCCAAAGAACCGCCCGUGUACGAAUACGUCAAGUUCAUUGGAAACUUCAAGUCCCUCAAUGAUGUGCCAAACUGCGCUCACAAUGGCUUCACGGAGGCCGUCUUCCAACGAACGCUCCACUCGGCCUUUGAGGACCAGCGGUGUCUCGUUGCCACUGUGCGGCUCGCCAAACCCCAAUUUAUCAAGGAGAUGUGCACUGUGGAGGAGCCCAAUGAAGAAUUCACCUCCAGACACAGUUUAGAGUGGAAGUUUCUCUUCUUGGACCACAGAGCUUCACCUAUUAUAGGUUACCUGCCGUUCGAGGUGCUGGGCACCUCCGGUUAUGACUACUACCACGUGGACGACCUGGAUACGUUGGCCAAAUGCCACGAACAUCUCAUGCAGUACGGCAAAGGAAAGUCCUGCUACUACCGAUUCCUCACCAAAGGGCAGCAGUGGAUUUGGCUCCAGACUCACUACUACAUCACCUACCACCAGUGGAACUCCCGGCCGGAGUUCAUCGUCUGCACUCACACUGUGGUCAGCUAUGGUGAGGUGAGAUCGGAACAACGGAGAGAGUUCGGACCAAAAGCGUCGCCGCCGGAAAUGACUGCAGACAAGCAGUCGCAGGACUCCGGCCUCGAGUCGCAGCGCAACGCCUCCAGCCUCAAGGAGGCGCCGGAGCCCUUCAGCCACAGCGGAACGCCUUCUGCGUCAUCGCACAGCUCGCGCAAAUCCUCGCACACGGCGCCGUCGGAAGUGAACCUCCAAGGGGACCGGGGCACGCCGGGUCGCCAGUCCGGAUCCAACGCAGGCGUCCCGUCCCAAAGAUCGUCAGUCGACAGUCAGUCCGUGAACUCCCAGAGCACAUUACGGACAUCGAUGGUUUCGCAGCAACAAGUUGAAACCAGUUCCCAAGCGGCAGCGGCGGUCCAGUUCUCCGGCCAGCUGGACACCGUGCAGCACAUGAAGAAGCAGCUGGAGCAGCGCACACACGCCAUUGAGACCAACAUUCAGCGGCAGCUCGACGAGCUGUGGAGGAUCCAGCAGGAGCUGCAGAGGGUGCAGGAGCAGAGCCUGCAGAUGCUGGUGCAAAAAGGCGCCGUCAACAUGACCGCCGUGCAGGUGGCCCCUGCGCUCAGCGUGCAGGGCCCGGUGGUCUCGGCGGGCCCGCUGCAGACCAGCAUCCCUCAACAACAACAACAACAACAACACACUAUACAACCCCAACAGAACAUGACACAGCCCCCGCUGGCGACGUCGCUGUACAACACCCUGAUGAUCCCGCAGCAAAACCCCACCAACAUGCUCCAGAUCGCCAGCAGCCUGCCGCCCAACACGGUCGCCAACCCGCCCACCGUGGCCACCUUCACCCAGGACCGCACCGCCCAGAUUAGGUUUCCGGGCGCACGCCAGCUGCUCACCAAGCUCGUGACGGGCCAGAUGGCGUGCGGGGCGGUCAUGGUGCCGUCCACCAUGAUCAUGGGUCAAGUGGUGACGGCGUUCGCCCCCCAGCCGGCCCCCGCGCAGCCCUUCGGCAUUGCCCAGCAGCCAAUGCAGCAACAGGAGCAGCAGGGUCCGCCGCGGAUGCUUCACGGCAGUCAGCUGAUCCUGCCUGCGGGGGCGUUCCCGCUGCAGCAGGCGGCCGCGUUCGCCACAGCCAACCAGCAGAAACAACAGCAGGACCACCACAGGACGGACACUUAGACCCGUUGGACGGUCUUGCAGGCGCAGUAGCUGCUUAAAGCCACCGGGGGUGUGGACUGUGCUGAACACUUAAAAGAGCCCCCCUUUGCACUGAAGCCCGCAAUGGUGCCCCCACCCCACCCCAACCCACCCCACCCCCGGAGGUUGCAUCACUUUCAUCACUUUAUGCCAGGGUUUCCCCAAACUGAUUCACCUCGAUCAAUUCAUUUACCCACAAUAAUCCCAAAAAUGUCCACGAUAUUUGGUUCUCAGGUGAAAUUUGGAAAUUUCUAAAAUGGCCUUUACGGGUGAACCGUGACAGUGGGGGUUUUGGGCUCAUAUUUUCAGUUUUUACAGGUGGUGUGGAAAUCAAAUGAGUGUUUUUAUACAGGACAGUACUGUGGUGAGUACAGUCUUUUUUUUAAAUUGUGAAACACAAAAAAAAGUCUUUUUGUUUGAAGGCCAGAACAAAUUAAUAUUACUUCCAUUCAUGUCAAUGGCGAAAGAGGAUUUCAGAUCUGAGUACAUUUAGUUACGAGCAUGAUCAUGCAAGAAAAUGAACUCAUAACUCAAGGCACUGGUGCAUUUACUGGGAGACGCUAGAAGAGCCGCAGAAAGGGUCAGAUAAUGGAUCUGAGCCGCUUAUCCUCACAAGGGACGCGGGUGUGCCGGAGCCUAUUCUAGCUAUCUUCGGGCAGGAAGCGAAGUACACCGUGAACUGGUCGCCAGCCCAUCGCAGGGCACAUACAAACGAACAACCGUUCGCACUCACAAUCACACCGAGGGGCAAUUUAGAGUGUCCAAUUAAUGUAUGUUUUGGGGAUGUGGGAGGAAACGGGGCGGGGCUGGGAUUUGAAGGCCAGUCCUCAGAACUGCACGUCAGACGCUCUUAACUAGUUGCGCCACCAUGCCGCCAAAAAAGGCACCGAUGUGAAGAAAUGUACAUUUAUCUCCUUGUUAGCAAGUCGCGCAUAAAACAGUUGGAUGUGCAUUCCAAAGUUGAGACAAGGUCAAAGGUAAACUGUAUCAUGCAUUUUAGGAUCAUCCUGAAAUUUCCCCUAAAAACUCCCCUAAACCUUUUUGUGAGUGGUGUAUGACGUGUGUUUUAGUUGAUUACAACAAACACGUCAUGACCCAAUCAAAAUGAAUCCCCAGCCCUUUUUCGCGCCCCCGGCCCACAGUUUGGGGAACCCGGAUUUAUGCAAAAGCUCUCGCAAAACCCCCUUUUUUUUAACCCCCUAUGAACUAUUUUUAGAAGAAUGUGCCCUCGUUUGGACUUUUGACUACUGAGGGUCACAUACUACAUAAUAUAUACACAUGCAUUAUAUAUUAUAUAUAUAUAUAAUGUAAAUACUUAUAAAUGGGGGAGGGAGGACUAUUUUAUAUGACACAUGACGGUGGAUCUGCUCUUUUUCUAGACAUUUCCUCUGAUGACAAUCCUUACAUAAAGUUUGCCAAAAAUGCUUCUGAUCUUCUGACCUAUUUUUUUGGGGGGGGAGGAGGGGGGGGUUAAUGUCCUGACAAUAACAAGCCUCAUAUCCGCUCCCCCACCCCCACCCCCCUAACCACAUCCAACGUGCUACUUCUGGUUAUUUAAACAGUUAUGCUCCGGCUUUAUAUAAAAAAAUAAAAUAAAAUAAAAAUGUAAUGAUCACACAGCUUCAUCAUGCUUUCAUUUAAAGAUAUCAUGUCACUGAAAAUACAUAUUUAAUAUUUUUUGGGGGGGUAUGUCUUUUAAAUCAUUGUCACAAUAAUUUCCAAAUCUGCUGUACGGAAACCCUUUUGGACAAUUGUUCCAUAUCUUUCAUAUCCGGUUUACGAUGUACGCUCUUCAUCCGAACUAUUAAUCUAAUUUAACACACUUGUAAAACAACGGCUCGUGCUAGUAGCAUUUUCCCACGGCUAGUGCCAAUCUUGGCCUCCUAGUAAUAAUACCGUAAUAUACUUACUAGUACACUAGGGGCCUGGAGGCUACUAGUGCAUGACAAAUAUAGUAGUUUGGGAUGAUAGUGUCACUAGUGAUGUUAUUUUAUCACUUGAUUGAUUUGAAGUAUGUUUGUAUGGUGACCAUAAGUGGAAUAUAUGUACCAAGGAAGUGACUUUUACCGGCCCUUUUAGCGCGGUGCUAGCGUGUUGCUGCUGCGUUACUGGCGUGUCUUAUGGAUAUUUACCGGUAAGUUUUAUUUUAACCGGCCCUGUUAGCGCGGCGCUAGCGGUAGCACUAGCAUUAGCUAACACCGCGCUAGCGUUAAAUUCUUUCUGCGUAAAUAUCUCGUGUUUCAGUUUGUGGGUGUCAAUGUGGGCACUUGCGGCUUUUACACAGUUGCGUGUAUUUAUGUAUAAAUAGUAUUUUCUUUACAAAUGUGGUGAGGCUUGUAACCGCUCUGUAGGCCGGGAAUUACGGUAAUUGGCGUUAAAAAUAAUGCAAGCAAGUCUGAUAGCACUUUUAAUGCAAAGGACGUGUAUAUAUAAAUGCAGUACAUAUAUAGUACAUAUCGCAGAAAAUAAAA
This is a messenger RNA of Syngnathoides biaculeatus (alligator pipefish), 6523 nucleotides long. RefSeq names its product clock circadian regulator a (gene clocka). The transcript has 21 exons. Gene Ontology annotation, biological process: circadian regulation of gene expression; regulation of transcription by RNA polymerase II. Gene Ontology annotation, cellular component: nucleus; cytoplasm; CLOCK-BMAL transcription complex. Gene Ontology annotation, molecular function: protein dimerization activity; DNA-binding transcription factor activity, RNA polymerase II-specific; E-box binding. The record is from RefSeq and is a predicted model, not a curated record. Bases 1743 to 4034 code for a protein of 763 amino acids. NCBI's taxonomy places the organism in Eukaryota, Metazoa, Chordata, Actinopteri, Syngnathiformes, Syngnathidae.